AUGGGCCUGGUUGAGUAUUCGGACUCUGAAUCCGACAGCGAGUCCCCACGGACCUCGGCGCACCCAACCACCACCGCCGCCGCAUCGCAGCCUGCCAAGAAACAGAGCUUCCAGAAGCUCGUCGACAAGUCCAACCCCGGCAAAAUCCUCGUCAGCCUCCCGUCCGUGUCCACUACGUCAGACGACGCGGCGACCAGCGAAACGCCAGCGGCAAAGCGGCUCAAGACCAGCGGCGGCAGGUUUGGCGGCUUCAGCUCCUUCCUGCCACCGCCCAAGGCCACAGCUUCCAACCCCCGAGGUGGCAGCAUCGGAAAGGCCACCCCAAGGGUCGGUGUGAACUUGAGGACAAGCUCCGAGGCUGCCUUCAGCAGGGAUGCAGGUGACGACAGCGGCGAUGGAGUCUCGAGGACGGACGGGUCGGGCUCCAUCUCAAACUCGCCAUCAGCCACCGCCACCGCGCCGGCGCAGCCAUCUAUACCGCCUGGGCAGAAGUCGGAGGGCGAGGUCAAGCUUGUUGGGAAACCUUUGAUGUUCAAGCCACUGUCUGUUGCUAGGAAGCCUGGCAAGAAGCCCGGUGGGGUCAAGGCGGCGGCGGCUUCAACUACGGCGUCGCGCGGCGGCGCGCUGAAGCGGCCUUCGGACACAGGAAGCCCUGGACCACCGUCAAAAGAAGAAACAACGGCGGUCCCGCAAGCCAAGAAGAAUAAGAAGAAGAUAUCGCUGUUUUCCGUAGUAGAUGAUGCACGCGGUGUGGAACCGAUUCCGGAAGAUAGCACCUCCUACGAAGCCGAGCCGCGGGGUCAUGAUCAAAGCACGUUCGACGAAGGAAACGCACUAGAUGAUGGCGCCAGCCAGCAGCAGUAUGCGGGCUACUCACAGCCACCGGCGCGGGAAGCUGGCUACCCAGAUCCCACCUCACUCGACUCCAUAGCGGACGACCUGAAUCUCGGCCCAGCAGCACGGCGGGAACUCUUCGGCCGCGGCGGCGCGCCGAGCAAAACAACAGCAAAGUCCGUCAUCAACUUCAACCUGGACCAGGAGUACCGGCACAACGAGGAGCUGCGGCAGUCCGGCGCACUGGACCAACAGCAACACAACCCGCUGCGCGCCAUCAAACCAGGCAAGCACAGCCUGCAGCAGCUGGUAAACCAGGUGCAGAGCCAACGGGAUGCGCUAGAGGAGAACUUUGCCAAGAACCGGGCGACACAGAAGCAGUCUGGGGCCAAAUAUGGAUUCUAG
This is a messenger RNA of Diaporthe citri, 1239 nucleotides long. RefSeq lists its product as uncharacterized. Bases 1 to 1239 code for a protein of 412 amino acids. The record is from RefSeq and is a predicted model, not a curated record. Gene Ontology annotation, cellular component: nucleus. The transcript has a single exon. NCBI's taxonomy places the organism in Eukaryota, Fungi, Ascomycota, Sordariomycetes, Diaporthales, Diaporthaceae.